ACUCCGCGCUGCUGUCGUGAGGGAACACCGCACGGAUGAGGGCACCGUCGUCUCCGGGAACCGUCUCACGUUACUCCUUGUGACACGUCCAGCAAACGCGUCCCCUCCGCCUGCCAUCUGGGACUUCACCUGCCGCCGUGUGGCUCUCUCUUUGGGGAGGACGUGCGUGUUUUCUUUCCUCCGGGGAGGCUGAAUGGAAGCAGCAGCCGAGGGAGCGGUCGGGGUGUCGGAGGCCGGGGAAGGGAGCCCGCUAUCCGGAGCCGCAGCAUCCGAUGAUGGAGAGACGGUUUUGGGAGUCGGCUACGGGAUGGAUGCCGGAGACAUGGAUGCAGCUGCCAAGAAAGCCUUCAUCACAGAGAUGCCCUCAUCUUCAAGCCAGCCAGGUCAAGGAAAGAAGAUUGGCCACAGAGGGGUGGAUGCAUCCGGAGAAACUACUUACAAGAAGACCACAUCAUCAGCCUUGAAAGGUGCCAUCCAGUUGGGAAUCGGUUACACAGUCGGCAACUUGAGCUCCAAGCCAGAGAGAGAUGUCCUGAUGCAGGAUUUCUACGUGGUGGAAAGCAUCUUUUUCCCCAGCGAAGGGAGCAACCUCACCCCAGCCCAUCAUUUCCCAGACUUCCGCUUUAAGACGUACGCUCCUGUGGCCUUCCGCUACUUCAGAGAACUGUUCGGCAUCAGGCCGGAUGACUACCUGUACUCCCUCUGUAACGAGCCCCUGAUCGAGCUGUCCAACCCCGGAGCGAGUGGCUCAGUCUUCUACCUGACGAAGGACGAUGAGUUCAUCAUCAAAACCGUGAUGCACAAGGAGGCCGAGUUCUUACAGAAGCUGCUGCCUGGAUACUACAUGAACUUGAAUCAGAACCCUCGUACGCUGCUGCCCAAGUUUUUCGGCCUCUACUGCGUCCAGUCGGGCGGGAAGAACAUCCGCGUGGUGGUGAUGAACAACGUGCUGCCCCGCGUGGUUCGCAUGCACCUCAAGUUCGACCUGAAGGGCUCCACCUACAAGAGGCGAGCGUCCAAGAAGGAGAGGGAGAAGGCCAAACCCACGUUCAAAGACCUGGACUUCAUGCAGGACAUGCCGGAUGGACUGAUGCUGGACCAGGACACCUACAGCGCCAUGGUUAAAACUCUACAGAGAGACUGUCUGGUCCUGGAAAGCUUCAAGAUUAUGGACUACAGCCUGCUGCUCGGGGUCCACAACAUGGACCAAGCGGAGAGGGAGAGGCAGAUGGAGGGGUCUCAGGGCGACGACGACGAGAAGAGGCCCGUGGCCCAGCAGAAGGCCCUCUACUCCACCGCCAUGGAGUCCAUCCAGGGGGGAGCCGCCUGCGGAGGGUCCAUCGACACUGACGACACGAUGGGUGGCAUUCCAGCGGUUAACGGCAAAGGGGAAAGACUUCUUCUCUACAUCGGGAUCAUCGACAUCUUACAAUCCUACAGGCUAAUAAAGAAACUGGAGCACACGUGGAAGGCUUUGGUUCACGACGGGGACACCGUAUCGGUCCACCGACCAGGUUUCUAUGCCGACAGGUUCUUCAAGUUCAUGAGCAGCACGGUAUUCAAGAAGAGCUCAUCGCUGAAGUCCUCCCCGUCCAAGAAGGGCCGCGUGUCGUUGUCGGUGCCCAAAUGCGCCGGACCGGGCGCAGCGUGGUCCGCCAGCCAGCUGGCCUCUGAGAGGGACGAGAACAUCUACGACCUGAGAGGAGCCCACAGCUUCCCGACGCUGGAGGACGAAGGUCGCCAGGAUCUCCUUCCGUGUACUCCCCCGUCGUUUGAGGAGGCCACCACGGCGUCCAUUGCCACGACACUCUCGUCCACCACGUCUUUGUCCAUCCCAGAAAGAUCUCCGUCUGACACGGCAGAGCAUCCGCGCUACAGGAGGCACACCCAGUCUCUCAGCCACGACGGAAGGACCCAGGAGGAGCUGCGUGUGCGCGAGGAGGAACAGCAGACCAUCACCGUGGAGGUGGAGCUGAAGAGACACGACAGCGAGCCAACCAUCUCUGUCCCGCAGUCCUCGCCUGAGACCAGUGAGCCUCAGGCAGCGGCCGACACAGAAGAGGCCGCGGCACCCCCAAGCUCCGCGGCAGCCCCUGAGGCGGCCUCCUCCUCGUCCUCCUCCGCCCCGGCCGCUGCUCCCUCUUCCCCGGGGCCGGCCGAGGAGGCCCCCCCCAGACCCGAGGUGGUGGUGGUGGUGGAGCCCGACGGGGCCAGCCAGAUGUCCGGCUCAGGCUGCACCAGCCAGGCUUCGGUCGACGACGACGACGACGUGCCAGCAUCCGAUAUCUACUUCCCUCCAGAGGACAGGACCUGGGUGUACUCUCCGCUACACUAUGGCUCAGAGUCUAAGGCCCUGCCAGAUGGGGAUUGGGAAAGAGAGACAUAAAACACGGUUUCCCCGGCGGAGAGAAAGAGAGCGAGGAGUGAACAUCUCAGAAGAGCGGACUCAUCGGUCAGGAGUCCAGGCCGCAACAGGAGAAGCACGAUCUCUGCGUGCAGCAGGGUUGUAAACAUACUGAGAGGAAUAAGUGAAACGAACACCUAAGGAGCGGAGA
This is a messenger RNA of Fundulus heteroclitus (mummichog), 2555 nucleotides long. RefSeq names its product phosphatidylinositol-4-phosphate 5-kinase, type I, gamma a (gene pip5k1ca). The record is from RefSeq and is a predicted model, not a curated record. Gene Ontology annotation, molecular function: phosphatidylinositol kinase activity. The transcript is spliced from 18 exons. Gene Ontology annotation, biological process: phosphatidylinositol metabolic process. Bases 194 to 2386 code for a protein of 730 amino acids. Lineage: Eukaryota; Metazoa; Chordata; Actinopteri; Cyprinodontiformes; Fundulidae.